CAGAUCACAAGAUAAGACCAAUCAACUAAAAAAUUUCAAAUCAGCCCCAAAAGAUUCACUUCACAUCAUAUUAGACCUUAAUAAAUUUAGAUCAAGAUUAAUAAGUUCUGACGAAAAGAACAUGCCCUAAGACUUUAACUGGUCUAUUUUCAUCCCGAAUUCACAAAAUGCACUGUGUAAGAUAUAUAAGUUUGACUGGGUGUAUUUAAGGUUUUAUUUAAUCCCAUUGAGCAAAUUGCAAAGGACACUAUGUCAUUUGUUGGGAUUAUUUGUCAUUUUAUUUUAUCUAUAAAUUUCAUCGGAGGGACUGGUCAUGUGUUCAAUAAAAAUGUAUGUGAGUCCUCUACCAGCACCGUGACUUCUACACACCAACUGAUUCCUCGUCAAUAUAUGGUAAACCCAUUCUCAGUUAGAAACGUCACAACUAGGCAUAAAGAGAAUAUAUUUUCUUUCCAUUCUGAGAGAUUGAGCUGGGGAUAAGUGUAUAAAGAAAUCUGUCAUACAAGAAGAGUCGAUGACCGAACAAGACAGACUGUCAAGCUGGUGUGAACAGAAAUAAGAUAUGAAAAAGGACCCAGAGUUCCUGGAGAGGUGGGAAUUUAGGAGGAGAGGUGACGAGCUUAGUUCUUCCAGUGAUGACGACUCAAAGUCAAGUUCCAGUUGUGAUGCACAUGAUAAGAAACAGGAUUUACUUUCCUGCAUCGUUUUGUCCCAAUGUGUAGAGUCUAACAAUGAAAUUAGAGCUCGGAAGAGGAAUCAUCAACUUGACAAUAAAUUUAGAUGUGCGAAAGCUGCAAAGAAACAGAAAGACACAAACAAGAAGCGGAGGAGGGUACACGCCCAGACUGCAAUAUGGGAUGAUCUAAAGACUUUCCGAGAGUCUGUCUUAGGGGAACUUAAGGUUGCUAGAGAGAAAAUGUUCACACAUAUGAAAGAUGACAUGGAAAAACUGCUCCCCCGGGAAUUGGUCUCCAAGUCAAGAACAAAGCCACAAAAUACCAUAAAAAGACAACCAAAGAAGAAAAGUGAAGUGUGUAGAAGAGAUAACCGUCGCUCCCGAAAACCAACAGUUGGAUCUCUGAAGAAGACAGUGGAUCUUGAUUCAAAUAGUUGUCACAUAAAGGGCGUUAAGCAUGAAGAAACCCUUAAAGCGGUUGUUGGAUCUUGCAAUGAGAACCAAAUGAAAUCAAAUUUCUCUGUGAAAAAGCCAGUUUGUGUAGUUAAUGACUCUGGAAAUGCAAUUUCUGCUUCAUAUCCAGCUCUGUCAACUCUCUUGAACAACAUGGUCCCUUCAAGGAAUCAACUUCAAACCAAUGUGAUUACAGCCGACAAAGACUCAAACGUUCAAAAGGGUAGUUUGGGUAUGCAAGCAAAGUAUCAUACCAGACACAUUCUCAGCUCCCAGAGUGAUACACCUUCUGGAAGUUAUUAUGCUCAGGUUUACCCUAAAAUUCCUUUCCUUUAUGGCCAAAACAUGUACAAUGCAUCCCACCUUUCGAGUCAAUUCGUCCCUGAGAAAUUCUUCUCGGGGGAAAUCAUGCGAGUGGCUAAUAACCUGAACAACCAUAUGGGUUAUGGAAGAAAUGGAGGGCCUGUAUCAUUUACGUCCCAAAAUUACAGCCACUUCUUUACUUAGGAAAAAAUUACUUUUACGGUGGAAAGUGAUGUGAUUUGCAGGGCAUGGGAAGAUUGUGACCAGAUGGUAUGUGGUUUCUGCUCCUUAUUUUGCUGCAGUGUGGAAUGGCCAAAUGUCUCCAUGUCUUCACGUUAAAUGUGCCCCAUCUAAUGCAUACUUUUGAAAGAUUUAUUUGUACUGUAAUUUAGAGGGUCUUUGACAGUUUGUCACUUUUUAAUUUACCCUUGAAAUAUUAUUCGUAAAAUUUAUGUUACAGUAAAAUGUUUAAAAUAUU
Molecule: messenger RNA, 1910 nt
Organism: Cuscuta campestris
Lineage: Eukaryota; Viridiplantae; Streptophyta; Magnoliopsida; Solanales; Convolvulaceae
Source: the annotation of a GenBank genome assembly